AUGAUGGAGAAAGGGUUUACAUGUCUUGUUGAGAUCACUGCUGUUCUCAGUAUGCUAGAACUCACAUUUCAAGUCCAAGGAGGUGCUAUGAUCGGUGACGGGAAUUUAAUAUUCUGUACUCUAAGGGCGCUUUCCAAAAGUUAGAACUGGCCGGCCGGACCAGACAUUUUGGCAAUAAAACAGGCUUUUUCCAAGAGGUUUUGCUGAAAAAACCAUCUCAUUUGUGCAUAAUAUUUAGGAUUUGACUCAUCUGGAUGGUUAGUUUUGACUAAAAGUGAAAUUCUCAUUACGAUGGGAAUGGGCUGGCAGGUCAGUUCUGACAAAUGGAAAGCGCCCUAUAAGUGAUGAUCAACUGUUAUGGAGUCAACGAGGCGAGGCAAUUAAUGACUUCUGAUUUGUACCUUUUCGUUAAUUGAAUCAACAUUGAGCUGGUCUCUAUAAUGCCGGUGAUAAAGUUUUGAGAAGUUUUAUCAGUAUUGAUUCAGCACGGUCGUAAUCAAACCGGCAGGAAGGCAAUUCAUGACCGUAAACUAGAAUAAAAAAAUGACCGCUGUAUAUUAAUAGGGACCUUAAGAUCCGACGACUGCGACGGCAACGAGAACGCGAAAAAAGCAAUAGGUUUAAUAACCAAAACAACAAUUUUGCACAUGCAUCACGCUUUUUUGUACAUUUCUUUGCCGUCACUGCACGACUACGACGUGAAAAUGCCUAAUUUCACUCUUUACAGAGGAAGUACACAUUAGCGACGACGAAAUUUCCUCUUUAUUUCUGAACUGGGAUAUUGUUCUUAGGAAUUCAAUUUUAGGAGUGUUCAUUUACACAGUGACAAAGAUAGUGAAUUGGAGUAAUCACUAUGAAGAUUGAAAGAACGCGACGUUUUUGCUGCCGUCGUCGUCCUCGGAUCUUAAGUUCCCUAAUAUCAAGUCACUUGUCAUGAACAGUUGUUGAAGUCUCUGAAGCCAGCAAAGUCUACGGACUGUCGACCCUGUCGAGAUACCUAAACUAUAGUACCAAGUAUAUACAACACAGCUUUGUUUACGCUUGUUUAAGGAGAAUAAUAUCAUAUAUAAAGUUUUAAUUUUUGAAAAGUAUUUUUCCUUUAAGGUCAGACGCGUAUUUAUGACUGUUCCCAGUAGACAUUUUAUGCGACAUCAAAAUAUGAGUUUAACUUUUAGAAGAUCCAGCAGAAACGCGGGCGGAAAUAAUGAAAGAGAUUUUGUUUCCCGAUUGAAAGGUAAUGUUUUAUUAAUCACUUUCGUUCAUAUCAAUCACUUAAACGUGGGAUAAUUUCUUUUGCUCUCAAGAUAAGACGCUCCUCUACGGCUGUUCCCAGUACACAUUUCAUGCUGCAUCUCAACAGAAAUCAGUUCGUUUUGAUGAGAGCAGAGCCGCGUGCAAAGUUAAUGGAAGUGACCUUGUUUCUAUUGAAAGUAACGAGGAGUGGAACUUUCUGAAAGACACUAUAAAAAAAUUUCCAGGAAAAGGAACUGAAUACUACAUUGGUUUAAUCAAAGGCAAAAACGGAAGUUGGAAGUGGAUAAGUGAUAACAGCACAGUGAAUGAAUCUUAUUGGGCACCAUACGGACCCAAAAAUAAAAAUAAUGAAAGAUGUGCUGUAAUGUACAAGGAUUAUAACAAGAACUAUGGUUUGUUUGAUGAUUUGUCUUGUACAGCGAAAAGGCAUGGGUAUAUAUGUGAAAGUGAGUAUCAUGUCAUGUGUUGAAUAUAAUUGCUAACAAACUACUGGUACGGCUCUGAAACAAUACUCUGUGUCUUUACAGUGUUGUUAUACAGUUGGCGCAUUUCCUGUACGAAAAAUUUAUUGUAUAGAUAUAAGAAACAAUUAUUUCUUUGUAUUUUAUUAUCAAUUUGGUGUAAAUGUAUUUUGCCACGAUGACUUUGAGUUUAUCAACUUUAAUGUAAUUCUUAUUGUUCCUAACUAACUUUUUCUUUUGUACUAAUGCAGUUUUAUUCUGAAUAAAUAAAUCAUUAUUUUAAAUUCCGUUGUUUGAGGUAAUAAUCACUAGUAAAAGCUUUCUCCCUCGUAAUAUUGCGGUGCAUUCUCUUCUGAAUUCAGUAGUGUUAUUAUGUUCAGGUCAUUCAUCGCUCACAACGUCAAGGCGGGUGGCUUGACUCGUCUAACAGUGCAAUUUCCUUGCAGAGCCUACGUGUAAGCCCAUAACGCCAAAGGAAAGCGACAAUCCAACAUAUGCUACAGGGCCACAUUCUAUAUCCCUCGCACGGAGUCCAUCUACAAAGGACCGUUCAAAGGCAAUUGUUACGACAAGUACGUGCAAUUUACUUUAACAUGUCUUAAUUCAUGUUUACCAUAUGAAGUACUACUAUUAACCGAAGUCUUUGAGGACAUUGUUUUACGUGCGUUUCUGGAGACGUUCAUCACGAGUACGAAUGUCAGUAGAAGUUUACAGGGCGAAGUCGGUAAGACAGUUUUCUCCAAGAAUUACAUUGCUGCGGUUCUGGGGAAACGUUGGAAUCGUACAGUUGAGUUCGAUCAAGUUACCUUUGUUGUCUAACCUGCAAAGAUGAAACAGAAUUUAGAAGAAAUUCUUGUUCAGUUUAGCUUAACUUCUGAUGGAUGGGGUGAUUUAGAGGUUACUAGUUCAAAGAAUUUUUACUUUUCGUUGUCUUUUUUUUCAGCGGCAGUUGCUGAGGAAGUCAUCGUCAUCAAGUCUCCCAAUAACACUGUAAUCAUCUUGAUUCUUCUAGCUGUUAUUAUACUGGCUCUUUUGAUUGUCUUUUCCAUCACUUCUUAUGAUCGACGUCGCAGAAACAAAACGAAAGGUACUUUUUGUUUUUUUUGUUCGUAGCAUUUUUUUUUUCAUUCUAAAACGACUUAAUGUCACCGCAACCAAACUAUACUUGUUCCCAAAAAAUAUGAUAUAAAAUUGAACUGAAUAGUUUUUUUUAAUUAUGUCAUGUAGCCAUGGUGCUCCGUCGAUGGUAGAAGGAACACGAGGCAUUGGGAUUGAGUUUAUAAGAAGGGUAAAUUGACACAAGAUUAAUUUUUAAAAUUUGUUUUGGUCAAUUUGCUUUUGAUGACUCUGUUGAUAAAAAAAACACAGUCCUUUUGUUUAAGCAAAAUGCCAGUUUUAGUAUUCUCCUUUCUAAAUUCAGGACAUAUACUUACAGCAUACACAGUUGUUGUUGUUCCUUUUUUAACGAUAUCCUCCUCUGGCUUCUUUUACACUUCUUUAAGUUUCGUCUCAGUCAGGAAAACAGCCCAGUAACCGGAAAAAUUACCUGAAUAGCUCCACCAAACUUACAGUUCAUUUUAGCAUGUCACAAGCGCAGGAAGAAAAUAUUACCAUUAAGACUGUUGGAGAAAACGACGAAGAGAACGCCUAUGCAGUUGUAGAUGAAAGUAAGCGAAAAUCCAAGUGUGACCAGGAAGGCCCAUCCAGCUCCGUAGGAGAAGGAGUGCAAUCGCUCCCAAAUGAUGAUCACACCGCAGCACACCAAUCAGCAUUGAAGCAGAAUACGGAGAGGUGUGAUAAAGGCGACGAUCAAGAAGAGAAAAGGGACCACGUCUACGCCGAGGUGUUUGUUAAAGAAAGUAAAGCGGCCGUGUCUGGUAAAACAACAGCUUCUCGGGAUGCGAGCCUGCAAGUUACUUGCACAGAAGACGGUUCGAAUGUAGGUAAGGAUCCUGUGGAAAAUUUGAAUCCUUCAUCUUUGGAACAAGGACGGGAAAUGAACAGCAACGAGGUCACGAGUGAACAGGAUCCACUUUAUAGCAGAAUUGAGUCCAACGAUCACUUUUAUGAAGUUGUUGACAAAUCAAAAGAGAAACGAAUGGCUCCUAAGGUAGGUACUUUUAACUACUCUAACUAGUUCCCAUUUAUCGCUUAGCUGAUAUCUGCGAAUGAUCAUAUGUUCAACAUUACCUUUUUUAAAGGAUGCUAAGGAAAUUUUCACACUCUUUGUUAUGUUUAACAAUAGUUUAAUCGGUCAUGAAGACCAUCAGACUCCCUUGCUAUUAUGGUUUUGUGGACUUGACAGUGUAUAACGUUCAAUCAGCAUUUCUAUCACGUAUUUUGAUCCGGUUACAAUAAAAACGUUGAAUUUAUUAAUUCAUUCACAUUUUGCAAAGGAUUGAUUGUGCCACCUUAAAUGGUUCAGCAACAGACCAAGUAACAGAUAGUUUUGAAUUGUGGACCGUCAAAAAGCUUCCAAAAUAACUAGAUAGGAAAAAAUUUGAAACUUUGUUGAAGCCGUUUUUUCUUACAGAAUCUUUGUCUUUUUAAUAUUUUCUUUCUUGUUUUGUUUUUGUUUUUAUAUUGUUUUAUUAUUUGUCUAUUUUUAUACAGAAACCUCUCCCUUACCGCAGUGGCCACAUGCAGACGUGA
Molecule: messenger RNA, 4367 nt
Organism: Porites lobata
Lineage: Eukaryota; Metazoa; Cnidaria; Anthozoa; Scleractinia; Poritidae
Source: the annotation of a GenBank genome assembly